AUGUUCAAUAUCACUGCAUCGUGCUGCUCGACUCGAGGCAUCAAAGGUGCAGACAGGAACAAGGAACCCUCCAAGGCAAGAACCAGAGUAUAUCUUCGACAACACAAGGAAGCAAUAGCUGCAAGGUCAAGAAUCUAUUAUCAGCAAAACAAGGAGAAGAUCAAGACUAGGCGUCUUGAGCAACGACCCAUCAGAGUCGAACGUUGGAAGGUUAAGCGUACCGAGCAACUAGAAGAGUCAAUACUCUACUAUGUACAACACAAGGAAGAGAUCCUGGCUUUGCGGGAGGCCAAUCGUCUCGAAACUGCCAAAAAGCGAAACGCCCAUUAUGAACGACACAAGGAAGCGCUCAAAGAAGUAGCAAGAAUCUGUCUUGAGCAACACAAGGAAAAGAUCAGCGCCAGGAGGAAGAUGAAAUAUUGGAAGCAGAAAGAGACUGCUGUCGCACAGCCCACGCUGGAUUUUGAACAACACAAGAAAGAGAUACGACGUCUGCUCAACAAGAAGCACGACUCUGAUACUCGAAAGCGAUUUGCCGAACGCCAGAGAGAACUUCGUGCGGCUGAUCCCAGUCUCGAGCGACGCAUGAGUAUGAGACGCUGGCUAGUACAAUGCGCAGAACGAGAAGCUUUUGCUUGGAAGACACACAUACCGGUUGUGUAUCCUGAAGAACUUGACAAGACUUGCAGUGCGUGCAGCAAAUCAAGGAUCGGAGGUUUCAAAUUCUGUAAGUUUCUGACCGCAUGCAUUAGGGACGCUAUUGCUCGUAACUUUGUCAUGGCGUGA
This is a messenger RNA of Aureobasidium subglaciale EXF-2481, 786 nucleotides long. RefSeq lists its product as uncharacterized. NCBI's taxonomy places the organism in Eukaryota, Fungi, Ascomycota, Dothideomycetes, Dothideales, Saccotheciaceae. The record is from RefSeq and is a predicted model, not a curated record. Bases 1 to 786 code for a protein of 261 amino acids. The transcript has 3 exons.